Molecule: messenger RNA, 363 nt
Organism: Rhipicephalus sanguineus (brown dog tick)
Lineage: Eukaryota; Metazoa; Arthropoda; Arachnida; Ixodida; Ixodidae
Exons: 4
Coding region: 1-363 (120 amino acids)
Source: RefSeq, a predicted model, not a curated record
AUGGAGGCAGGACGAGCCUUGAGGGGCUGGUUGCGUAUUGAGGCGCUCAUGAAGCUCUGCUGCUGCCUAGCCCUUCUAGGAGUGACCCAGGGACAGUAUUUCUCAAAGACAACCAACACCAUACCUCGCAUGGGCAGAAGGGAUCUUGACUAUCCUCAGUUGGAGGAACCGAGGAUGGGCCGCACACUGGGCCUGUUGCAGGCAGACCCGGCACGCCCAGCAAUGGUCGACCUGGGGUUUCUCGGUGGAGGCAUGCGGAACAGAGCCAGAGAGAGACCACUCGACGGUUGCCAUGGGAACCGGUGCCGAGCUACUGUGUUGCACGCCCUGCAAGCCAUCGACGAUGUUAACAACGAGCCCUGA